ACUAGCCAGACACACUAUAAAUUCACCCUACCCUUUAUGUCAGCUGCAGAAACCUUGGAGACACCCAGAGCAGCAGUGUUCCUCCCUGCACAGAACAAGGUUCAGAACAAUGGAAGCUUUGAAUAGAGCCAACACAAGCUUUGCUCUUGACUUUUUCAAACAUGAGUGUCAGGAAGAUGGCGACAAGAAUAUUUUGUUCUCCCCUUUGAGCAUUUCAUCUGCCCUGGCUACUGUUUAUUUGGGAGCCAGAGGUAACACUGCAGAUCAGAUGGAAAAGGUACUUCACUUUAAUAAAACUGAGGGAGCCAGAAACGUCACCACAACCAUAAAAAUGCAAGUCUACUCCAGAACAGAAGAACAUCUAUCAAAUCGAUGUGCUUGGUUCCAGAAGACAGAAAUUGGCAAAUCGGAUAAUAUCCAUAGUGGGUUUAAAGCACUCAACUUUGAACUCAACCAACCCACUAAAAAUUACCUGCUUAAAAGUGUCAACCAGUUAUAUGGAGAAAAAUCAUUGCCUUUCAGUAAGGAAUACUUAAAAUUAGCCAAGAAAUAUUACAAUGCAGAGCCACAAUCAGUUGACUUUGUGGGAGCAGCAGAUGAAAUCAGAAAAGAGAUCAAUUCCAAGGUCGAGCACCAGACUGAAGGUAAAAUCCAAAAUCUGCUGCCUCCUGGAUCCGUAGAUUCAUUCACCAGGCUAGUCCUGAUAAAUGCGCUCUACUUCAAAGGAAAGUGGGCAACAAAGUUUGAAGCUGAAGCUACCAGGCAAAGGCCUUUCAGAAUAAACAUGCAUACAACUAAACCAGUGCCCAUGAUGUACCUGAGUGAUAAACUUAACUGUACCUACGUAGAAUCAGUCCAGACUGAUGUUCUUGAGCUUCCAUACGUCAAUAAUGAUCUCAGCAUGUUUAUCCUGCUACCAAGUGACAUCACUGGCCUACAAAAGCUAGAAAGAGAAUUGACUUUUGAAAACCUGUCUGCAUGGACCAGCCCAGAACUAAUGGAGAAAAUGAAAAUGGAGGUUUAUCUGCCCAGGUUCACUUUAGAAGAGAAAUACGACCUCAGAUCUACUUUGAGCACGAUGGGGAUACAAGAUGCCUUCACUAAAGGUCAAGCCGAUUUCACAGGAAUGUCAGAGAAUGGUGAUCUGUUUUUGUCACAAGUUUUUCACAAAUGUUAUCUGGAAGUCAAUGAAGAAGGCACAGAGGCAGCAGCUGCCAGUUCAGCAGCACUGACAUCACGAAGUCUUGGUGCUACUGUUAUUUUUGUGGCAGAUCACCCUUUCCUCUUCUUUAUCAGGCACAACAAGACCAAGAGUAUCCUCUUCUUGGGAAGGUUCUCUUCCCCCUAG
Messenger RNA from Haliaeetus leucocephalus (bald eagle), 1348 nucleotides. Its product is annotated as serpin B10-like. The transcript is spliced from 8 exons. The coding region runs from base 110 to 1348 and encodes 412 amino acids. The record is from RefSeq and is a predicted model, not a curated record. Lineage: Eukaryota; Metazoa; Chordata; Aves; Accipitriformes; Accipitridae. Gene Ontology annotation, biological process: negative regulation of endopeptidase activity. Gene Ontology annotation, molecular function: serine-type endopeptidase inhibitor activity.